Cryptomeria japonica (Japanese cedar) is the source of this 904-nucleotide messenger RNA. RefSeq lists its product as uncharacterized. Lineage: Eukaryota; Viridiplantae; Streptophyta; Pinopsida; Cupressales; Cupressaceae. The transcript has a single exon. The record is from RefSeq and is a predicted model, not a curated record. The coding region runs from base 108 to 626 and encodes 172 amino acids.
AUUCGUUAGUCUACACGGCAAGCGACAACGACGGGCAAUGCCCUAAAUCAGGUCUUAAAAUCGCCGUCUGAGCAUUUUUCAUUGCAACAAACCGGAAUUUUUGCAUAAUGGAGACGACAAACGUAAAGAAGGAAGAAAUCUCUAUUGGGCGGAGCUUGAACAGCCCUUUUUUAGCCGCUGGUCGUGUUGGGGCCGACGGGAAGAUAUCCAGAAAGCGCUCUAGGGUUUCCAAGAGGAUUCCAACCACUGUUCUUAAUACAGAUACCUCGAAUUUUAAGGCCAUGGUGCAGCACUUCACUGGAGCGCCUUUUACCAAUUCCAGUAUUUUUCCUAACCCUAGGCAAGGACUUGAAGGGUUCAAUUUCUAUAUGCCCAACAAAUCCAUGGCUUCUGAUCAGAACAAGUUUGCUUCUUCUUUCAACGUUGCGAGACCACCUUCUGCGCCUUUUGAUAUUCCUCCUCAGUCUGAUAUUGGUUCUUCCUUCAUCAAUUUCUUGCACGAGAGACCGUUGAAUUCUGAGGAGCUGCAGAAUUAUAUGACAGAUGUGACCACCGGGAGUAUGUGGGAUGAUGUUUUGAGGAGCGAUUAUCCCUCUGCUUCUCCUUUGUCUACCCAUUUUUCAUGAUGGGUGAGUAGAUUUCAAUACAUGGAUAGCAUUCAAGAUCACUGCCACACACACUGUUCUUCAAUUAUGGCCAUCAUCGGAGGGCCCGGUUCAUGUAAAUAGCAAACUGAAUAGUGGAUACCAUUGUCAGUAUGUGUUUUCUUUCCAAGCUGGUUUUCUUAUGAACGAGCUGAAUUUAUUAAAACUUAAAAGCUAGGUAUUGUAGAUUUCUGUUAAUGUAACUAAUUCCUCUUGUAACCAGCCAUUUCAAUAUAUCUACUGUGAUCUAUUUUUUUAAA